Messenger RNA from Striga hermonthica, 330 nucleotides. Lineage: Eukaryota; Viridiplantae; Streptophyta; Magnoliopsida; Lamiales; Orobanchaceae. The record is from the annotation of a GenBank genome assembly.
AUGGGAGGCGGUGAUACUGUUUCGUAUGGAGAAUGCCUGAAACUGCAUUCGGCUCUUGAAAAUAAAGCCGAUGGCCGCCAGGAGUUCAUCCCGGUGGGCGGAGAUUACCCGAUGGACUGUACCGCCUGCGGCUGCCACCGGAAGGUUAUCUGGCGCGUGUUGCACACGGUGUGCCAGAAGAACCACAACCCAAUGGGUCCUGAGUCCAAGGACGGCUGCCAGGAGUUUAAGUCUUUCCCCGGAAACCACCACCUGCAGGUCGAAGCCUGCGCUGCUUGCGGCUGCCACGUCAGCUUUCACAUGAAAGAGAAGAAGAGAAAACCAAAAUAA